CUCGCAGCAACAACAGCUCUCAAAAUAWUUUCCACAAUACKUUAAAUCUCUGUUUCACUCAAAUAUAUUUUGUUUCAUAAAUUUCUUACGUAGUUAAYUGUUUCUGACAGACRCGCGAUGCCUUGCUCAGUGUCCAUUUUUGAAUCAGGCUCAAAUCGCUAUCGGCCCAAUGUGCGCAUUGGCAAUUGGUUUGAGGACAACUGCUUGGAGCUGGACAAGAUGGUCAGCUUUCGCAAGAUGCGAGAUCGCGGCGAGCUGCUGGUGGAGAAGGCCCGCACGCUGUUCGACAACUUCCAGCGGGAGGUGCAGCUGGCGGCGCCGAAGCACGACAUAACAAUCGGHGCGACGAUCCAGCUGAUGCCCAUCUACAUGAACAUACAGGACCUGGACACCUCAGAUGUGCAUCCAGCCCUGUCGGUGGUCAUCAACGAGUACGCCAUUCGCACCAGCCAGACCAUCAACGAGGACUGCGAGCUCACUGUGGCGCCGUCGGAACGGCCCUGCGUGCGCAAUUCGUUUCGCAUUGUGAGCGGGGACGACAAGGAUCGGUCGGGCGAGAAGCUGAAGUACGGRCAGCGCUUCAGGCUGGAGUGUGUCGAGCCGACGAACGAUCCCAUCCUGCUCUACAGCGCGCCCAAGCUGAGCAACCUCACGCAGGCGAUUAAGACGACUUUCGACUCGAGCAAGCACGGGGAAAUCAACUUGCCCUUGGGGCUGGUGCAUCGCAGCAGGAUUUUGUGUCCCGAUGGCGACAUACCCACGGCAUUCACCAACUGGUACUGCAUGCACGUCGAUCCAUACAAACGCUUCGAGAGCGAAGGCGAGACGGUGCCCGUGAGUAGAUAA
Messenger RNA from Drosophila arizonae, 846 nucleotides. RefSeq names its product cilia- and flagella-associated protein 161. Gene Ontology annotation, cellular component: motile cilium. Gene Ontology annotation, biological process: cilium assembly. The record is from RefSeq and is a predicted model, not a curated record. NCBI's taxonomy places the organism in Eukaryota, Metazoa, Arthropoda, Insecta, Diptera, Drosophilidae.